Messenger RNA from Guyanagaster necrorhizus, 1439 nucleotides. RefSeq lists its product as uncharacterized. Bases 242 to 1285 code for a protein of 347 amino acids. NCBI's taxonomy places the organism in Eukaryota, Fungi, Basidiomycota, Agaricomycetes, Agaricales, Physalacriaceae. The record is from RefSeq and is a predicted model, not a curated record. The transcript has 4 exons.
UGUACGAAGCAUUAACGAUCUUUGCUUCCUUGCCUUGCCUAACAAGCUCAAUUCGUUAGAUUGACUUGCCUUGACUUGGGACUCUCGCCACUCGCGUCGGUCGAGGCAGCGCGGCCUAAAGCGGUAUCUUCCAAGUCACGUUUCGCGUGUCGCGUCGCGGUAUAAAGUCAGGCAAAGCCUACGUCCUGCCGCAUCUUCACUCCCAAUCAUUGUCGUCCCUUUGGUCUUUGCCAUCUCUACAAUGGCAGGACAAUAUCCUCCUCCAGACGCUUCCGCCACCGGGCAUGCUAACAUCAAUGGUGCCCUCUCCGGUUAUCGUCAUGGAAUGGUCCAACUGCCUAGCGGCCCCCACCUACCAGUAGGCUACGUGAACGGUGAUUCCAUGAGGAAUCAGCCCAUGCCCCACCUACACCCCUACUACCAGCAAUCGGAAAUGGGUCCGGAUCGGCAUCAUCAGCUCUACGCGCCGCAACAGCAAACGCGGUACACCGCCUACGCCAUUGCUCAGACACGAUCACUACCAAACCUCCCUCACCACACCACUUUUCCUCCGACAGAAUAUAAUGAUGCUCAGCGGUAUCAGCAACAACCAGGGAACACUCUCCCUGCCGGGACUUUUCCGGACCAAGGAGGACUAGCUUUCCCGCCAUCGCAAAGGCAUGAGCCUCAUCACAUACCACCUAAUGCACUGCCAAUGCAGCACCAUCCGCCAUUUCAAGGGCAGGUUCCCUCUCACCAACGCGCUGGAUCUAUAUAUCAGUAUCCCGACACUCGUCCAAGGCAGAUGCACGAUGCAUCCAUGCCACACCAGCCUUACCCACAGGCCUACCAAGUUCACGGUCCUCCGCAGCCGCUGCGUCGACAUCACACUUCGGCACCACUACAACCUCAUCCUCAGCAGGUCCAACCUAUGCUACCUGUGCCGCCUGACAUGCCAGGACCCUCUCAGCCUCCGAAAUCUGUCCAGGCUAGUCGAAAAAACAAAAGGAGGGCCUCAGGUUCUCAAGGAUCAGCACGGAGAAAGCCAAAGAUUGAGACUGUACCUCUGCCGUCGUCCCCAUAUUUCCCUAUGAAACGUCGACGUGGGAGGCCUACAAGGGCGGAAACCGAGGCCAGGAAGAAGGCUUUGGCCGCAUCCAUUCCAUCAGAAGCUGCCAGCGCUCCUUCACCUCCCAAGGAACCCUCCACAAGCCAAGCUCCACAGCAAAGCUUCAACCCUCCGCCUCCCACGCGGGGAAUUUGGCCGAUCCCAUUUUCCGUGAGUGACAUGCCUAAAUUCUACUAAUAUUGAGUUAUUAAAACCUUCCCAGUUCGAAAUCAAAACGGAGUCUCCUCAACCAUCUGCUGUCUCUCAACCGACAAGCCUUCCAGGGAACCCGAGUCAGGUGGACGCUCAAGUGGUUGCAAAAGCCAAUGCACCUCUCCCUCCCUCUUCAAGG